CUCUCUCUAGUGGUUCUGUUGGACACCACAGCUGUUCUGGGUGAGUUGGACUGGAGGACCUACCCAGUGAAUGGGUGGGAUGCGAUAACAGAGAUGGAUGAACAGAACCGACCUAUCCAUACCUUCCAGGUGUGUCAUGUGAUGGAGCCCAACCAGAACAACUGGCUACGGUCCAAUUGGAUCCAGCGCCAGGAAGCACAGAAGGUGUACGUGGAGCUGCGCUUCACCCUGAGAGACUGUAACUCCAUCCCUUGGGUGUCUGGUACCUGCAAGGAGACCUUUAACCUCUUCUACCUCCAGACAGAGGAGCCACACGCCGCCGCCACCCGCUUCAGACCCGCCGACUACGCCAAGGUGGACACCAUUGCUGCCGAUGAGAGCUUCACACAGACGGACCUGGGCGACCGCGUUCUGCGCCUCAACACGGAGGUCAGAGAGGUCGGCCCCGUGACCCAGAAGGGCUUCUACCUGGCGUUCCAGGAUGUGGGGGCGUGUAUCGCUCUGGUCUCCGUCAAGGUGUUCUAUAAGCGCUGUCCAUCCACUCUGAGGAACCUGGCAGCGUUCCCAGACACGGUACCAAGGGUCGACUCCUCCUCGCUGGUGGAGGUGCGGGGAGCGUGCGUGGAGAACGCAGAGGAGAGGGACACGCCCAAACUGUACUGUGGGGCGGACGGGGACUGGCUGGUUCCUCUGGGGCGAUGCGUCUGUAGUCUGGGACAUGAGGAGAUUGACGGAAUCUGCCAGGUGUGUGAGUGUGAGUCUAAACUGUGUUCAGUCCCACUCCUGUUGAGAGUUGACCCGGUCUGCCUCCCAGGCCUCUAA
Molecule: messenger RNA, 822 nt
Organism: Oncorhynchus mykiss (rainbow trout)
Lineage: Eukaryota; Metazoa; Chordata; Actinopteri; Salmoniformes; Salmonidae
Source: RefSeq, a predicted model, not a curated record